Peronospora belbahrii is the source of this 387-nucleotide messenger RNA. Lineage: Eukaryota; Oomycota; Peronosporomycetes; Peronosporales; Peronosporaceae. The record is from the annotation of a GenBank genome assembly.
AUGGCUCUUCGUGUUGCGACGGAGAAAGCAGUGGCAGCGUCUACGUCUAGCCCAUCAGUGACGUUAUAUCGCUAUAUUACCAAGCAAAUACCGCGUGUAUUGACGUUAUAUGACAUUUCAAUGGAACCAUCCGAUGCGCGUUUAGCUAUUCAAGCGCUAUUUCGUCAACACGCAGCUGUUAAAGAUCCACGUGUUGUUGAUAUGCUUAUUACAAAAGCUAAUAUGGAACUAGAGGAGACACUUAUGCAAUGGAAGCAAAAGGUACAUUUAAUCAAGUUACUAGAACAUGGUCAAGCAUUGCGUACGCCUGCACCGGUUGUGGAUUCCAUUGAUCAAGCACUUGAUAAGUUUUAUGCUGGUGUGGAUGAUGGUGAAGAUGAACUGUAA